Messenger RNA from Ziziphus jujuba (common jujube), 4766 nucleotides. RefSeq names its product ABC transporter C family member 8-like. Bases 239 to 4627 code for a protein of 1462 amino acids. Lineage: Eukaryota; Viridiplantae; Streptophyta; Magnoliopsida; Rosales; Rhamnaceae. Gene Ontology annotation, biological process: transmembrane transport. The transcript is spliced from 12 exons. Gene Ontology annotation, cellular component: vacuolar membrane; plant-type vacuole. Gene Ontology annotation, molecular function: ATP binding; ABC-type transporter activity; ATP hydrolysis activity. The record is from RefSeq and is a predicted model, not a curated record.
UAUGAAGCAGUCAAGCGCCUGUUCGCUAACACCAAGCAUUCUAUUUUGUUUGGUGCUAUAAUUGUCUUCUUCUUCUUUUUUUAAAAUUAAUAAAAAAAAAAUAAAAAAAACACUUAUUAAGCUUGUAAUUCUAAUGCAAUCUCAGAUACAAGAAGCUAUGGCUAUGAGAAAAGUAACAGGUGCUUAAUAACCACCCAACAAGUUCAUACCUGCUAUUUGCGACACCAGAACAACUUCCAUGGGGAUUUCACUUGGUGCUUUUUCAUGGGUUUGUGAUGGAGAACUUGAUUUGGGUUCUUAUUGCAUUCAAAGGAGUAUCAUAGAAGUUGUAAAUCUGCUAUUCUUCUGUCUUUUCUCUCUGCUUCAGCUUGUCGGUUUAAUAAGAAACCAUCACAGAAAUAGUGUAUGGAGAAGGGACUGGGUGUUUGUAUUUGUUUCAAUCUGCUGUGGCCUAACAAGUUUUACUUAUUUUGUUGCUGGUUUUUGGAAUCUGAUUUCCAUAAACGACAGGCACAGUCAGGGAGACUUGUUGACUUACCUUGUCAGAGUAAUAGUCUGGAUCUCUUUCACAGUUUCUUUGCUUCUACAACUGUCUACAUGGACCAGAAUCCUCAACUCUGUUUGGUGGAUGACAUACUUUUCAUUGUUUUCGGCUAUGAACAUUGAAAUUCUGUCAAGAACAGGUAGGAUUCAAAUUACAGACUCAGUGCAAUGGCUAGUGAACUUUUUGCUUCUUAUAUGUAGUUUCAAGAACAUCAGACAAUUGCUUUCCAAACCAAGACAAGAAGAUCAUAAUCUAGCAGAACCACUAGUUGUCAAAAAAUCUGAAAAGAGCAAAACAGAACCAGGUCAGGCUAGUUUCUUCAGCAAAUUGUCAUUUUCUUGGAUUGGUCCUUUGCUUAGCUUAGGCUACUCAAAACCAUUAUCUCUCAAAGACAUCCCUCCUCUGGUUUCUGAAAAUGAAGCCAGGCUAGCAUACCAAAAGUUUGCUCAGGCGUGGGAUUCUCUUUCAAGGGACAAGGGUCCCAACAAUACCAAGAACUUGGCGUUGUGUGCCAUAGCAAAAGUUUACAUGAAGGAUAACAUUUCUGUGGGCAUUUGUGCGUUUCUGAGAACCAUCACUGUAGUAGUUGCUCCUUUAAUACUCUACGGUUUCAUAAAUUAUGCAAACCGAGAGGAGGAGAAUAUCUAUCAAGGUGUUUUAGUACUUGGGUGUUUAAUUGUUUGCAAGGUGGUCGAGUCAUUGAGUCAGAGGCAUUGGUUUUUCAAUGCCAGGAGGUGUGGGAUGAGGAUGAGAUCGGCCUUAAUGGUGGCGGUCUAUCAAAAGCAGAUUAAGCUUUCUACUUUGGGAAGAAGAAGGCACUCAACAGGGGAAGUUGUGAAUUAUGUAGCGGUUGAUGCCUACAGGAUGGGUGAAUUUCCAUGGUGGUUCCAUUCGUCAUGGAAUUUUGUUCUGCAACUUUUUCUAGCCAUUGGUGUCCUUUUCUGGGUGAUUGGUAGUGGUGCUCUUUUUGGUCUUAUUCCUCUUUUCAUCUGUGGACUACUCAACGUCCCAUUUGCUAAGAUGCUGCAAAGGUGUCAAUUCCAAUGCAUGGUUGCUCAAGAUGAGAGACUGAGAUCAACUUCAGAGAUCCUAAACAGUAUGAAAAUCAUCAAGUUACAAUCUUGGGAAGAAAAGUUCAAAAACUCCAUUGAAUCCCGCCGUGCAAAUGAAUUCAAAUGGUUGUCAGAAGCUCAGCUUAAGAAGGUUUUUGGGACUUUACUGUAUUGGAUGUCUCCAACCAUUGUAUCUUCAGCUGUAUUCAUCGGAUGUGUAGUUCUUAAGAGUGCCCCUUUGGAUGCAAGCACCAUAUUCACAGUUUUAGCCACAUUGAGGAGCAUGGGAGAGCCUGUGAGAAUGAUACCGGAAGCUCUUUCUGCGAUUAUCCAAGUCAAGGUUUCGUUUGAUCGGCUCAAUGCUUUUUUUCUUGAUGAUGAGAUCAAACAUGAUGGAAUAAGAAGAUAUCCAGUACUGGACCACUCAGACCAAUGCUUAAAAAUUCAAGGUGGUAUUUUUAGUUGGGACCCAGAAUCAACUAUUCCAACUCUGCAUGAAACAAAUUUGGAGAUCACAUUGGGGCAGAAAGUUGCAGUUUGUGGACCUGUUGGAGCAGGAAAGUCAUCACUUUUAUAUGCUGUACUAGGAGAGAUACCAAAAAUUUCGGGAACUGUUGAUGUGUAUGGAUCCAUUGCCUAUGUUUCUCAAACAGCUUGGAUACAGAGUGGAACCAUUCGUGAUAACAUACUCUACGGGAAGCCAAUGGACAAGGAAAAAUAUGAGAAAGCCAUAAAAGCAUGUGCUUUGGACAAGGACAUUGACAGUUUCAACCAUGGUGACCUUACAGAAAUAGGUCAGAGAGGGAUCAACAUGAGUGGAGGGCAGAAGCAGAGAAUUCAACUUGCUCGAGCAGUGUAUAAUGAUGCUGAUAUCUAUCUUCUUGAUGAUCCCUUUAGUGCAGUAGAUGCACAUACUGCUGCCACUCUCUUUAAUGAUUGUGUCAUGGCUGCUCUAGAAAAGAAAACUGUAAUUCUAGUGACUCAUCAAGUUGAGUUUCUAUCUGAACUUGACAAAAUUCUGGUUAUGGAGGGUGGACAAAUUACUCAAUCAGGAAGCUAUGAGGAACUGUUGAAAGCCGGGACAGCUUUUGAACAGCUUGUGAAUGCUCACAGAGAUGCAAUAUCAACAUUUGGUACUUCAAAUUCUGAAAGCCAAGGAGAAGUUCAAAAAGGAGAUUUGAUUGGUUCAGAGGAGACUGCCGGGUCUUACCCCACUAAAGAAAAUGAUCAAGGGGAUAACUCUUUGAAGGGUUUAACAGGAGUUCAGUUAACAGAAGAAGAAGAGAAGGAGAUUGGUAAUGUAGGAUGGAAGCCACUUUGGGAUUACGUCUUUGUUGCCAAAGGAUUACUUCUCCUAAUUUCAGGCAUAAUAACUCAGGCUGGUUUUGUGGGUUUGCAAGCUGCUGCAACUUAUUGGCUAGCCCUGGCCAUUAAAAUUCCAAAGGUCACUUCUACCAUGCUAAUUGGGAUCUACAGUGCAAUUUCAUUGCUUAGUGCUGGCUUUGUGUAUUUAAGGUCAUUAUUUGGAGCCCGGCUUGGAUUAAAUGCCUCCAAAGCUUUUUUUACUGGUUUCACCAAUGCUAUCUUUAAAGCUCCCAUGCUGUUCUUUGAUUCAACCCCGGUUGGCAGAAUUUUGACCCGAGCUUCAUCAGAUAUGAGCAUUGUGGAUAACGAUAUACCUUUCUCCAUCGUCUUUUCAAUCGCUGCUACGAUUGAACUUCUGACAACCAUUAUAAUUAUGGCUUCAGUCACUUGGCCAGUUCUUAUUGUGGCCAUUCUUGCUCUUGUUGCUACUAAUUAUGUUCAGGGCUAUUAUCUAGCUACUGCAAGAGAAUUAAUAAGAAUUAAUGGAACAACAAAAGCUCCGGUUACCAAUUAUGUGUCUGAGACAUCACUUGGUGCUGUCACAAUAAGAGCUUUUCGAUCAGCAGACCGCUUCUUCCAUAAUUACUUAAAGCUAGUAGACACAGAUGCUGGACUCUUCUUCUAUUCAAAUGCAGCCAUUGAAUGGUUAAUUCAAAGAAUAGAAGUACUUCAGAAUAUGACCCUUUUCACUGCAGCUUUUCUCAUUAUUUUACUUCCUAAAGGUUAUAUAGCUCCAGGUCUUGUGGGUCUCUCUCUUUCUUAUGCCUUGUCAUUAACAGGGACACAAAUUUUUUUGUCUCGAUGGUACUGCAAUUUAUCCAACUACAUUAUUUCAGUUGAAAGAAUCAAGCAAUUCAUGCAUAUACCACCAGAGCCUCCAGCUAUUAUUGAAGGGAAGAGACCUCCAUCUUCAUGGCCAACCAAGGGUCGGAUAGACUUGCAUUCUUUGGAGAUCAAAUAUCGUCCAAAUGCUCCGUUAGUUCUCAAGGGAAUCACAUGCACAUUCAAAGAAGGGACUAGAGUGGGAGUUGUGGGAAGAACAGGAAGUGGAAAGACUACAUUGAUAAGUGCUUUGUUUCGUUUAGUAGAGCCAACAAAUGGGAAAAUCAUCAUAGAUGGACUUGACAUAUGCUCUAUUGGUCUAAAGGAUUUGAGGAUGAAACUGAGCAUCAUUCCCCAGGAGCCAACUCUUUUCAGAGGUAGCAUUCGAGCUAACUUGGACCCUUUAGGCCUUUACUCCGACGAUGAAAUAUGGAUGGCUUUGGACAAGUGUCAACUUAAAGCAGUAGUGAGCAGCCUACCUAAUCUACUUGAUUCAUCUGUGAGUGAUGAAGGAGAGAAUUGGAGUGCUGGGCAGAGGCAGCUGUUUUGCCUAGGCAGAGUCCUCCUUAAGAGAAACAGAGUUCUAGUACUAGAUGAGGCUACUGCUUCCAUCGAUUCUGCAACAGAUGCAAUUCUGCAGAGAAUCAUCAGGCAGGAAUUCUCUGAAUGCACUGUCAUAACCGUAGCUCACAGAGUUCCUACUGUUAUAGACAGUGAUAUGGUCAUGGUCCUCUCUUAUGGGAAGCUGGUGGAGUAUGAUGAGCCAUCAGAGCUUCUGGAUGCAAACUCCUAUUUCUCAAAGCUGGUAGCUGAAUACUGGUCAAGUUGCAGGAGAAAUUCUUAAUUAUGAGGAAAUUAAUUUCCAAACCCAAGUGGCUGAUUGAUAAUAAAUCGUGACAGAACCAUCAUCAAUAAAGCAAUGAACAACUUGAAUUAAUAAUUAAUUUGUUUAAGCAGGUAUAUAUAAUUGCAUAUUUACAUUA